Messenger RNA from Osmia lignaria (orchard mason bee), 247 nucleotides. RefSeq lists its product as uncharacterized. NCBI's taxonomy places the organism in Eukaryota, Metazoa, Arthropoda, Insecta, Hymenoptera, Megachilidae. The record is from RefSeq and is a predicted model, not a curated record.
AUGAAUAGAAAAUUUUUGUAUGCUGCUGCUUUGUUGGCAUUUUUAUUACUCCUACAACAGCCUACAGAAUCAAAGAAGGUGAUCGUUCAUGUACCUUACCGAGUGAAGAAUUUGAAACACACCCACACCAUAUAUGUAGUUAUACCACACUAUGAUGAGAAGGAGGAGGACUCUAAAGAAGAUGAAAAAUUAGAAGAUUAAUAAUAAUAUUGUGCCUGAUUAGUAUAAUGUAUAGUAGAAAUGUAAA